This is a messenger RNA of Ruditapes philippinarum (Manila clam), 1188 nucleotides long. RefSeq lists its product as uncharacterized. The coding region runs from base 505 to 789 and encodes 94 amino acids. The record is from RefSeq and is a predicted model, not a curated record. The transcript has 4 exons. NCBI's taxonomy places the organism in Eukaryota, Metazoa, Mollusca, Bivalvia, Venerida, Veneridae.
UUAAAUAAUCGAACACGUGUAACUGUUUGUGGUAUUGAAGUAUGGAUUACACAGGUUUGUUAUGUAGGUCGAUCACGUGACUGAGCGAUGUUCGAGCUUUUACACAUGUAACUUAAAGUUGCACGUUUUUUUGGUAGCUAUUCGUGUGAUAUUGUCCUCGGGCGGCAUGUUACCAUGUAAACUCCGUGCAAAUUUACCGUAACUUGUUCAUAGCCAAUGUGGUUUUAGGAGGGAAGGACACAACUUCACGGUACUAGAGGCAGGUGGUCAAUGGUAUGAGGGAUUUAUUCACAGAGGAUAGGAAUCGAAACGUAUGUUCUUCAUGUAUGAUUACAGCUGGGACAUGACUCCAGUUACCUCACCGAAAAGUUUUGUACUACUACCUGACUACUACCUACUUGGUGAAUUGGAGCAGAUUUGAAUUCUUUCAACAGUUCAAGCUCGCAAUAAUUGAAUGGGAUACAAAUCGUUGACACAAUCUUACCGUGUAAGUUGUGAUGAAAGAUGAAGGCGAUUUUUGAUGGUGUUGUUGGUGGUGGUGGUGAUGGUGGUGGUGGUGUUGGUAGUGGUGAUGACGAUGGUGGUGAGGAUGAUGGUGGUGGUGUUGGUAGUGGUGAUGAUGAUGGUGGUGAGGAUGAUGGUGGUGGUGUUGGUAGUGGUAGUGGUACAACUACUGCAGGGUGUGUGGAUGUUUACGGCGGUGGUCUUGAUAAUUUGUUGUUAGAAGGAACUCAUUUGUUGUCGGAAGGAUUAAAGAUGUACCACCCAUCAGCAGUCAGGAGUUUUUAAAGUGGUGAAUUUAAACUGUUUUACAACAGAAUGAAGAUUUCUGAAAGAAGUAGAUGGCUAACCUAUUAUAUUUUGGGCCUCAUUUGACUUAGGUAGUGUUGAUGUUUAAAGUUGAAGACAGUAUAUAAUUCAUCAAGAACAGUGGAAUCCAGAAUUAAGCCUCAAAUGUGACUGAUUUACUUUAGAUCAAAGAAUACGAAAAUUCACAAGGUAAAAAUCAUAAUCAGUAAGUUUUAUUGCAAUAUUGAAAGAAAAAGUUAUGAAAAAAGCACAUUUAAUUGUGAUUACUUGUAUUUUAACCCAAAAUUUUAUGCUCUCAUGAAAAUAAAUGGAGUUUAUAUUACAAUUUUAAAGCAAUACGGGCUUAUUCUUUCAUAAAAAUAACUAAAUGACAUUAGC